AUGGCCUCCUCCUGCGGUGGUAAGUUGUGAUUUUGAAAGCCAUGAAAAUAAUAGUUUCUCACCCCUCUCCUCUAUCUGAAAAUAAUUACCAGGUGGAAGCCAGUCUAAUGAUGUGCUUCCACCAUAUUGUUUUCACCAUUCACGUCUAUUCCCAUCAGUCCAGGUGACAGGAGACGCAGUGUUUUUUUUCCCUUGGGGGAGCCCAAGUUAAAUGUCCACACAGUGGCCCUCUUUUGUCUCUACCCCCAUCUCCCUGUAGUGUUCACUUUCCUGUCCUCUUCCCUCAUGGAAGGAUUAGUAUUUCAGUUUUACCAGACAAGUGCCCCAUUCACUUAGAAACCUCUAAUGUCAGCAUGUAUGUAUCCCUCACCUGGACUUCAUAUAUGUGUAUAUACUGCAUUCUAGUCUUGGCUCGUCCUAUAUAACUACUGCUCCUGUACAGUUUCUAUGAAUAUACUGGCUAUACACACUUUUUUAAUAUUUAUUUCUGGACUCUGGCAUUGCUCGUUCUGACCUGCGGUAGCAUUUGUGUGCGCAACCAAUUAACUUUGAUUUGAUAACAAAUGCAUAAUUUGUCCCCUCCUAGAUAUUCAGGUUAAGGAGAUUGACAAACGUGCGUCUGGCCAAGCGUUCGAGGUGAUCCUGGGCACUCCAGCUGCAGAUGCCAAGGGAGAGUUCCCCCUGUCUCCUCCUAAGAAGAAGGACUUGUCCCUGGAGGAGAUCCAGAGGAAACUGGAGGCUGCAGAGGAGAGGCGGAAGGUAGGUCGUGCUCCAGUUAAAAAUACUAUACUGAACCUUUUGCCUAUGGAUGUGCUCUUGAGCCAAAAGGGGUCCUCUAAAGGUAAAACUAUUGUUCAGAAAGGUCACCUACCCUCACUCAUAAUGGUGUAUAUUGUUAGCUAAAACACUUUUUUUUGGGGGGGGGAGGGGCGGGGUUGAUCCUAGCUUUGACUGGCACAAUUUGGGGAAUGUAUUUAGUAGGCCUGGGAAAUGCCAGGGACCUCACAAUAUGAAAUUAUCAUGACACUUGGGUGGAAAAUUUACACCUGUCAAAUGCGGGUAGAUUUUGGCGGUAGGAAUGUUAUUUCAGCAGCCACGUUGUCGGGUGGUUAUACAGAAUUUGGGAUGUUUUUUUAUUUUUUCAAUCCAAGGCUCAAAUAUAGAAGUUGACUUGACCUGAAAGGCUACAAGUGUGACGUUGUCCUUGUGUUUCUUGGCUAGUUGCAUUGUUUUGUUUACAUGCUUGUUUUUCAAUAUUAGUUUGCAACUGUCUGCUAACACAGAUUACCACAGUAAUGGCCCGUCCCUUAAAGGAGCAGCUGAACAUUUUGUCACACCUAAUGAUGCAAAUAUUUGGGGGUACAAUGUGCUUGCUUGAGCAUUGAAAACUCAAAUUUUAUUCAUGAACUUCUAGUAAUGUUAUUUUUAAAUGAACAAAUUUCUAUGCUCAAUGUACACUGCUCAAAAAUAUAAAGGGAACACUUAAACAACACAAUGUAACUCCAAGUCAAUCACACUUCUGUGAAAUCAAACUGUCCACUUAGGAAGCAACACUAAUUGACAAUACAUGUCACAUGCUGUUGUGCAAAUGGAAUAAACAACAGGUGGAAAUUAUAGGCAAUUAGCAAGACACCCCCCAAUAAAGGACUGGUUUUGCAGGUGGUGACCACAGACCACUUCUCAGUUCCUAUGCUUCCUGGCUGAUGUUUUGGUCACUUUUGAAUGCUGGCGGUGCUUUCACUCUAGUGGUAGCAUGAGACUGCGUCUACAACCCACACAAGUGGCUCCGGUAGUGCAGCUCAUCCAGGAUGGCACAUCAAUGCGAGCUGUGGCAAGAAGGUUUGCUGUGUCUGUCAGCGUAGUGUCCAGAGCAUGGAGACGCUACCAGGAGACAGGCCAGUACAUCAGGAGAUGUGGAGGAGGCCGUAGGAGGGCAACAACCCAGCAGCAGGACUGCUACCUCCGCCUUUGUGCAAGGAGGAGCAGGAGGAACACUGCCAGAGCCCUGCAAAAUGACCUCCAGCAAGCCACAAAUGUGCAUGUCUGCUCAAACGGUCAGAAACAGACUCUGAGGGCCCGACGUCCACAGGUGGGGGUUGUGCUUACAGCCCAACACCGUGCAGGACAUUUGGCAUUUGCCAGAGAACACCAAGAUUGGCAAAUUCGCCACUGGCGCCCUGUGCUCUUCACAGAUGAAAGCAGGUUCACACUGAGCACAUGUGACAGAGUCUGGAGACGCCGUGGAGAAUGUUCUGCUGCCUGCAACAUCCUCCAGCAUGACCGGUUUGGUGGUGGGUCAGUCAUGGUGUGAGGUGGCAUUUCUUUGGGGGGAUGCACAGCCCUCCAUGUGCUCGCCAGAGGUAGCCUGACUGCCAUUAGGUACCGAGAUGAGAUCCUCAGACCCCUUGUGAGACCAUAUGCUGGUGCGGUUGGCCCUGGGUUCCUCCUAAUGCAAGACAAUGCUAGACCUCAUGUGGCUGGAGUGUGUCAGCAGUUCCUGCAAGAGGAAGGCAUUGAUGCUAUGGACUGGCCCGCCCGUUCCCCAGACCUGAAUCCAAUUGAGCACAUCUGGGACAUCAUGUCUCACUCCAUCCACCAACGCCACGUUGCACCAGACUGUCCAGGAGUUGGCGGAUGCUUUAGUCCAGGUCUGGGAGGAGAUCCCUCAGGAGACCAUCCGCCACCUCAUCAGGAGCAUGCCCAGGCGUUGUAGGGAGGUCAUACAGGCACGUGGAGGCCACACACACACUACUGAGCCUCAUUUUGACUUGUUUUAAGGACAUUACAUCAAAGUUGGAUCAGCCUGUAGUGUGGUUUUCCACUUUAAUUUUGAGGGUGACUCCAAAUCCAGACCUCCAUGGGUUGAUAAAUUUGAUUUCCAUUGAUGAUUUUGUUGUCAGCACAUUCAACUAUGUAAAGAAAAAAGUAUUUAAGAUUAUUUCAUUCAGAUCUAGGAUGUGUUAUUUUAGUGUUCCCUUUAUUAUUAUUUUUUGCAGUGUAUUUGCGUUGGAAUCCUGAACUAAUAAUAAAUGAGCUGUAUCACUCAGCAUUUUGUGGCAGGCCAGGCACUAUGCUUCUUGAUGUUCAGUUGUAGAACUCUUUUUCUUUACUUUAUUGUAUCCAAAUGAUUUGUUUUAACAUGCAUUGGUUAAAAGAUGUUGCAUUGAGCAGUAUAUUACAUUACUGCUUACUAGUAAUAAAUUUGUUUUAGAAACAUUGCAAACACAUGUUUACUUUUUUUAUUUUAUGGGUGUAAUUAUGAGAAUUUCCCACCCUGCUUAGGUUAUACUAUGUAUUGCGUUUCUCACGAUUCGAUACUGAUUUUGUUUCAAUAUUCCAAACAUAUUGCUCACCAUAUGUCUGCUGCAGAUGGACAAGACUGAGCCAUGAAAUGAGUUUUGAUCAGUCAUUGAAAUAAAAGUGCUGAAAACAAAUUGGCUCCCUAUUUAAAAAGAUGGCAAACAAGCUAAUGAAGGAAAAAUACUAGAGUUUUGGUACAGCCAACUAGUGUAAAAAUAAUACUGUUAUUGUCAAUACGAUAUAGCGAUAAAUUAUAUCCUAUUGGGAUCCCAAGAAAUACUACUAUAUCCCGACAUGUAACUAUCGUGUUAUUUUUUUUAUCACUAGUGUGCGUGUAUACACAUGAACCUUUCGCCAUGAUGCCAUUACAUGCCUCUAUGCCAGUGAUCAACUUUUUUUUUUUUUCCCUAUCAUUUUUCUUGAGUGGAUGGUUGGGGUUCAGAGCAUAAUUACAACAUUUGUAGACUGCAAAUUGACCGACAAGCCCAAACUGAUGUUUUACUAAAACCUAAUCCUUGCUUAUAUUUGUGUAUGAUCACAUAUCUGAGUGGGAAUACUUUAGAACAAAUUUCCCAAAUUAAAAUCACUUGGUGUGUGUCCCCCCCCAACUAUUUUUGUUGCUCAGAACUUGGGGGGCAAUCUAUUGCAAUCUAUUGUGUUUAUUCAAAUGUUUUUUAAUUGGGUAUCUGAAUCAAACUCUUACCUCUUGCGCCAUCCUCCAGUCCCAUGAAGCGGAGGUUCUGAAGCACCUAGCUGAGAAGAGGGAGCAUGAGAAGGAGGUGCAAAGGAAAGCCAUGGAGGAGAACAACAACUUCAGCAAGAUAGCUGAGGAGAAGCUUAACCAGAAGAUGGAGGCCAACAAAGAGAACAAGGAGGCCCUUCAGGCAGCCAUGAGCGAGAAGUUCAAGGAGAAGGUAUGUUGGUAUCUUUUACAUGCAGAGCAGUCUUGCAGUGCUAAUCGGUGACCCUGCUACCAGUCAUUUUCAAUGGAGGACACAAGGAGAUGGUGAGCUUGUUCGCGACUGCCGACUAAUCUACAAACCCACUUGUGUCGUAAAUAACUAAUUAUUUGCAGAUCCCUCUGUCACAAUUUACACAUGAUGCAUCACGGUUUUGACGCUCUCGAACAUGACCGAUUUGAGUGACUUAAUGGUCUGUGCCUACAGCCAGCGACCAGAAUAACAUUUCCAAAGUUCAUGCAAAUUUUGGCACUGCUACACCCAAUCGGGAGGGUGCUGUUCUUGCUAGCAAGCUGUUGACCUUGGCUAAAAACAAAACUGCAAUCAUGCGUGCUGUUUGAAGGAUACUAAGGAUGGGCAUUUGAAAUAAUUUUAGUAUUAGAAGAAUUAUCCAGGUAGUGGAAAUGCAUGUUUGAGAAAAAAUGUUGGGGGGGCAAACUUCAAUGGAGACUUGGUCACGCGACGAGAGCCACGGUGCUCUGCUUGUGGGGGUGGGGUGAGAAGCAGGGGCCGGUGUGACAGUCUGUGGCAUGGCGGGAGCGAGAGAAGGUAGCCAAACUGACUUGUGCUAGUUAGACAAACUUGUUGCUGCCAUAGAUUAUCUAUCACACCAUCUGUUAGUGCCUGUCUUAACUGCAUCAAAUCGUUGUAAAGAAGCUAGCUACUGUAGCCAGCUAAAGUAGCGAGGCUAUUUUGCUGCGCUCCCCAUACAAUGUCUGCAACUCUAUUCAUAUGAAACAGCCUACCUGUUGGUUGAUCAUUGUAGCCUUCUAUUUCACAUUGAUUAGAAAUCUGCCACUUCAAUUGCUACGCAAGGAGCCUCUUACUGUAGUGCUGCUUUGAUUGACCGACAAUAACAAGCUACACCUGUGAAACAGGCUACACCUGUGAAACAGGCUACCGGUGCGUCUUUAUGGGGCACACUUUUAAAACUAUUAAAAUGCAAUGGUCUAUCACUGGAGGCUACGUGGAAAUGUCACAAUUUACAUUUUACACAGCUUUAACCAAAAAAUGAAUACUCUCCUAAGUCACUGAAUUCUGUUCAGUGACUUAGGAAAACGUCUGUUCGGAUAUUCAAAUAACUGUGCCCCAUCAACAACUUGACUAUCACUGACUAUCUACAAGGUGAGUUCAGAGUUGGUUCAGUUGAUCAACAUUUUUAUUGAUUCACACCAACGGUUAACAGCAAUGUCACUGGUCAACCACAUGACAAAUUGGUGAUGGAAAAUAUUAAUGAGUGUACGUUGUCACUGAGACAAGUCACACUUUGUACGGUCUGUUUAAAUAAUGCACUUUUGAAGGAUCUGUCACUAAUGUUUUGAACUUCUAUUUCUUCCCAGGACAAGAAACUGGAAGAGGUGCGGGCCAAGAAGGAAACCAAAGAGGGUGGUGCCGAGACAUCAGAAAACUGA
This is a messenger RNA of Coregonus sp. 'balchen', 5671 nucleotides long. The record is from the annotation of a GenBank genome assembly. Lineage: Eukaryota; Metazoa; Chordata; Actinopteri; Salmoniformes; Salmonidae.